This is a messenger RNA of Brugia pahangi, 675 nucleotides long. The record is from the annotation of a GenBank genome assembly. Lineage: Eukaryota; Metazoa; Nematoda; Chromadorea; Rhabditida; Onchocercidae.
AUGGCACACGACGGGAGUAGACUUAUUAUCCGGUCAUUCCGAGCCACCCACGUUCUUGCUUUUCUUUUUGUCUUUAGCCUUCUUUACUUUGUUGUCGAGAGUGGGUUUCUGGCUUGGAUUGUACAAAAUGCGUUAAGUAUUUCAGGGCAAGACAUCGAGGAACAGAUGUUAGACAAGUACAAGCUAACAGCACAUAGACAUAUCCAGUGGUUAGCAGACAGUACUGGACGAAAUACAAAUGCGGUAAAUGAUAGCUUUGUCAACAGUGAAGGAAGGGCUUGCCGUAAUACAAUACAAGGAAGGACUUCUGUUACUGAUGACAGAGGUUAUACAUGUGAAAGAGCUUUCCUGAUGUCGAAUGGUUGCUGUGAAGUAGGUACUCAAUCGGUACGUUUUAGCUGUGUUUGGUGUGAUCUUUAUACUGGUUGUUGCUCUCACUACGAACAGUGCGUUUCUUGUUGUUUGAAACCGGAGCAGAAAAAUAUACUGCUAAAAAUGAUAGAGUCAACAUCUGGGCAUCGAUUACGUCAAAUACUUUCGGCGACGGACCAGUUCGAGCUUUGCAUGUUGAAAUGUCGCACUUCUUCAAAUAGUGUACAUUCGGAAAACAAAUACAAAAGCGAAAAGAUGAAAUACUGUUACAAGCAGGAACCGAAUCGUCCUUUUUCACGAUAA